AUGGGUUUGCCUAGAAAAUCCCCUUCUUUGCUCUCUGUAUCUUUGGUUUCAAUCACAAUCUUUUUGGGGUCCUUUCCUUUUGUUGCUACAGCUGCAGAUUAUACUAACUUGGUGUUUAAGGGCUGCGCUGACCAGAAAUUUCAAGACCCAUCUGGGCUUUACUUACAGAACCUCAAAAAUCUAAUGCAAGAUUUGGUUUCACAAUCAUCACAGAGAACUUUCUCCACCGCAGCCUCUGGUGAAGACCCUAAUGCAAUCAAUGGACUUUAUCAAUGCAGAGGGGACCUAUCGACAAGCCAGUGUUACAGCUGUGUGAGCAAGAUCCCGAAAAUAAGUGAUAAAGUUUGUGGGAAAGCAGUAGCAGCCAGGGUCCAGCUGAGUGGAUGUUACUUAAGGUACGAGAUAUCUGGGUUCAAACAGGUUCCAGAAACAGAGUUUUUGUACAAGGUAUGUGGGUCGUCAUCAAGUGGAAGAACGGAGUUUGAGAAGAGAAGAGAGACGGCUUUCAACAUGGCGGAAGAAGGGGUGAAAAGUGGUAGCAGCUUGUUUUACACUGGGGAUUAUCAAUCUGUUUAUGUGCUAGCUCAGUGCCAGGGUGAUAUGGGUACAGCCAACUGUGGGGAUUGCGUGAAAACUGCUUUUGAGACGGCAAAAAAUGAUUGUGGCGACUCUGUUUCAGCACAGCUUUAUCUGCACAAAUGCUACAUUAGUUAUAGCUACUAUCCCAAUGGAAUUCCAACUAUAUCUUCAGGGACCGGAGAGACGAGGCAACGUACACAAAAGACCGUGGCAAUCGCAGUUGGGGGAGUCGCAGGUUUGGGGUUUCUUGUCGUUUGUUUGAUGUUCCUUAAAUCAGUGGCGAAUAAACGAAGUAAGAAACAUGAAGGCUAUUGAGAGGCUCCUGAAAGAUGGAGAAUGGGUGGCUACAAAAUACUAGAAAACUAAAAAAAAGGGAGGAGCUUUUACCAAAGUUGGAGCCUUUGAGGAGUCCCCACAGAUGAUACUCAAUUACUAACCUUUAACUUGAGAGCUUAUUUUGUAAUUUAUAAAAGAAGAAAAAAAAGAGACAGGGCUAAUAGUGACUAAACCCCUCCCCACCCCCCAAAAAAAAAAAAAAUUUCACUUUUAAGUGUGAAUCCCCUUGGCUUUUAUCAUUGUAUUUACACAAAUAUAUUGGGGGAAAUGCUGUUGUUUAAACUACAAUUUUACUUGUUUUUAUCACUGUCAAAGGAUUACUCUUUUUCCUUUUUCAUAAAAGGUAUGAGUGGAAGUUUUAAGAGUUCAAUUUUAA
Gossypium arboreum is the source of this 1291-nucleotide messenger RNA. RefSeq names its product plasmodesmata-located protein 1. The transcript has 3 exons. Lineage: Eukaryota; Viridiplantae; Streptophyta; Magnoliopsida; Malvales; Malvaceae. Gene Ontology annotation, cellular component: plasmodesma. The record is from RefSeq and is a predicted model, not a curated record. Gene Ontology annotation, biological process: plasmodesmata-mediated intercellular transport; transport of virus in multicellular host. Bases 1 to 894 code for a protein of 297 amino acids.